GGAUGGCUUUUGGGCGCGAGAGCGGCGCUUUCGGGCGCGAGGCGAGCAUGGUGGCGCGCGAGGCAAGCGCGGUCCCCGUCGGGCGCGAGCCGAGCGCGGGCGCCGGGCACGAGCCGACCGCCGCGGCCUCGGCGGACGACGCCGCGGAGGGGGAGCGGCAGCGCUCGGCGGCACAGGACUCCUCGCCUUCAUGCGGCAGUACGAGCGCGCGGCCCCCGCCCAGGUGAGCUUGGAGCUGGACUGGGAUUCGAUGCUGAGGCUGCUCGGCCGCCUGGAGGCCGCGGUGACCUCCGACGCGGACCGGUGGCUGCACUGGGCGAGCCGCGUGGAGGCGGGAGUCCUGCGCGUGGAGCGCGUGUACGGCCAGGACGCGGGCGACGUAGAGGCGGAGGACGGCGACUGGUGCCCCUCCGGGGGGGCCUGGCCGCUGCUGCGCUCCCUGCCGGAAGACAUGCGGGCGGCGCUGCUGCCUUCCGCGGCCCGGCGCCAGGGCAGCGCCGGCCCGCAGCUGGGCUGGGCGCUGUCGCUGCUGGAGGUGCUCCUCCUCUCCUGCGUGCUGAUGGGCCACAGCCUGGCCGCGCUGCUCGGCGGCCUGGAGGCGGUCGUCGCGGCGCAGGUGGGCGAGGAGGCCUUGGCCGCGAAGCCGUCGCUGGGCGGCCCGGAGCUGGCGCUGGACGGCGCGUCGCGGGUGCAGCCGGUCGUCUGCCUGUGCGAGGGCCCGGCUUCGGGCACCUUCGACGCGAUUUGCCAGGUGGCCGACCAGGACGUCGGCACCAAGGUCGUCCAGGUGACCCUGACCGGCGCCACGGCCUCCAGCGGAGCGCCCGCCGCGCUGAACGGCGCCCAGGUGGUGCUGGCGCCUUCCGUGGCGCUGGUCACCGAGAUCCUGGAGCACGCCGCCGACCUCGGGCAUUUCGUCGUGGUGCACCUGUCCCUCGACGGCCCCGGUGCCUGCGGGGGCGCACGGCAGGACGCGCGGGAUCCCCUGGAGUUGUUGGAGCGCAUCUUCUUCUUCUGCGCUGGCCUGAGCGAAAAUUUCUCGUCCGAGCCCUCCGCGCUGGCCAAAUUCGACGAGAAGUUCCGGCUCUUCGUGCUGGUCGACUACCGCGUACCCCGCUACCUGCCCCAAUGGCUCCUCGACUCCAGGGCGGUCGUCGUCUUCGACGGCCACUCUGGCGCGCGACUGCGGCCCUGGAUGCACGAAUGCGUGAGCGCGAUGCGGCCCAUGGCCGUGGACAACCAGCCGCUGAAGCACGCGCAGAGCGUGGCGAGCAAGCUCGGCAGCCAGCGAGGCAGCAAGCGCAGGUCGGUGCCCGGCCCGCUCCCCCCGGAGGCCGCGCAGGCGCGCCGCGGCGGCCGGCGCCGGGCGGGCACGCUGCGGCACGCGGGCGCGCUGGCCCUGCAGGCGCUGCCCGGCGCGGGCGCCACGGUGGCGCAGCUCUUCCGCGAGAGCCCCCUGCAGCUGGAGGGCCCCCUGCAGCGCGCCGCGGACAGCGCCAUCCUCUCCUCCCCGGGCCCAGGCACCCUGCGCCCGCUCGGCCUCGGCUCCACCGCCCUGCGGCUGCUGGUGCAGCUGGGGCUCGCCGCGCUGGCGGCGGGAGGGCCGCCCGGCGCCGGCUCCCUGCAGCUGCUGGUGGGCGCCCCCCCGGAGCUCAGCGCCGCGGACGGCAGGGCCGCGGACGAGCUGCUUUGCGCCCUGCUCGCGCGCAGCUGCAGGGGCCUCGAGGCGCUGCCCGCCCUCCGCCUGCCGGAGCUGCUGGAGGCGCUGUCGGCGCUCGUGCUGCGGCGCGGCGGCGGCGGUGCCGGCGGCGCCGGUGCAGACACAGGCCACCUCACGGCCUCGGCUGCGCUCGCGGCGCCGCCCGCGCUGUACUCGCUGCUGCAGGGCCUGCAGACUGCGCUGCACCAGAAGCCGGGCGAGCUCGGGGGCGGGGGCGCUGCGGGCGAUGGGGGAGCAGGAAGGCAGCUGACCACCACUGUGGCGCUGCUGCGGGGCCCCGCCGCGGCCAUGCCCGGCGUGGCUGAGGAGGGCAGGGUCGUUCUGAACAUCAGCGUCGCCACGGCGAAGAUGUCACUGGUCCAGCUCGCGAAUUUCGCCUUCUUGGAGUGCCGUGCCGCGCUUUCGCCUUACUUUGCGUUCUCCCUCGUGAUGGCCGAGGUGAUGUGA
Molecule: messenger RNA, 2167 nt
Organism: Prorocentrum cordatum
Lineage: Eukaryota; Dinophyceae; Prorocentrales; Prorocentraceae
Source: the annotation of a GenBank genome assembly